Seriola aureovittata is the source of this 4646-nucleotide messenger RNA. RefSeq names its product N-acetyltransferase 8-like 2 (gene nat8l2). The coding region runs from base 424 to 1095 and encodes 223 amino acids. Lineage: Eukaryota; Metazoa; Chordata; Actinopteri; Carangiformes; Carangidae. The record is from RefSeq and is a predicted model, not a curated record. Gene Ontology annotation, molecular function: N-acetyltransferase activity. The transcript is spliced from 2 exons.
GAGGCUGGCUUUUCUGGACAUCAGUGGGACAUAUGUGGGAGUCACAGUCGUUUCCCCCAGGAUCAUUAACGCUGCACCACAGACUCUGUGAGCGGCCUCAUGUCUAAUUACUUCUCCCUUGAACUUCGACCCGGCAUAAAAAUAAAACGGAAAGAUCAGGUCGUCGAUCUGUUGACGUCUCCGCUGUAAAGUGAACUUUCAAACGGGUUCACAGUAUUUCAUAUGAGCCGCUACAGUUGGACUGAGCUGUUCGUGGACAAGGACCGUUUUCUGCAAGUUGUCUUGAGUAAUGUAAGAAAGCGCAAGUUUUCCUUAAAACGUGAAAUCAUAAUGUAGCUAGCAGGAAAAAACUCCUUCAUGCAGUAUUUAAGCUGUUCUGCAGCGAGUUAAAUUAGUAGUACAGCGUUACAGUCCCCUCUGGCCAUGAAGCUGGAAAUCCGACGGUACCGUCCCUCAGACAAGGACACGGUGUUCACUCUGUUCAGCAUCGGCAUCAAGGAGCACAUCCGUCCAUGUUUUCACAAAGCCAUGACCAGCCCUCUCUACCUCGCCAUCACCCUGGCUCUGUGUGUUGCUGGAUACCUCCUCAGCUCUGUGUUAGGGGCUGUGGCGUUACCAGCAGUUUGGGUAGGCUUUGUCUACUACUGCUCUUAUAAGCUAUAUGCCGACUAUGUCAGGGAGAGACUCCGGACAGACAUGCAGGACAUCCCUGGGAACUAUCUGAGCAGACCGGAUGACUGUUUCUGGGUGGUUGAGGCUGAAGUUGAUGGGAGGGUGCAGAUCAUGGGUAUGGUGGCUGUGAUGGCCAAACAAAGUGGGAAAGAAAAGUACGGCGAACUGUUCAGAAUGAUCAUCUCUCCACUGUGCAGAAGGAUGGGCCUGGGCUUCAGGAUGGCUCAGAUCGUGGUCGACUUCUGUAAGGAACGAGGCUUCUCCAAGGUGGUGCUGGAGACCAGCUCCACCCAGACGGCUGCCGUGGCCCUAUACGAGAAACUGGGGUUCUGCCACAUCCUCUCACACACCAAAACAGAGGCUCCCUUGUGGGUUGUAACACUGGCCAAAGUCACAGUUUUAAGAAUGGAAAAAAAAUUGUAGGCCUGAAAUAACCCUGAUCAGCCACUGUGACGUUCCUGUUCUGUUCCUCUUUAUCAGCGAUUUAAGCUUUUGCAGUGAUAAUACUUUACCGAAACUAUUAUUAGUAAGCUAUGUCUCACACACACACACAUAAGUUUUAAAAUGUGUUUCACUUGUACUGUAUGGACGACCUAUUCGUUGGUCUCAAACAUGACACAUUGCUGCUCUUCUAAGUUUAUUGGAUCAAGAGUCAAGAUUCACCAGAUAGUUAUUGUUGUUCAAAAGUUUUAGGCAGGUGUGAAAAAAUGCUGUAAACUAAGAAUGCUUUCAAAAAUGGAAGUGUUAACAGUUUAUUUUCAUCAAUUAACAAAAUGCAGUGAAUGAACAGAAGAAAAAUCUAAAUCAAAUCAAUAUUUGGUGUGACCACCCUUUGCCUUCAAAACAGCAUCAAUUCUUCUAGGUAAACUGGCACACAGUUUUUGAAGGAACUUGGCCGGUAUGUUGUUCCAAACAUCUUGGAGAACAAACCACAGAUCUUCUGUGGAUGUAGGCUUCCUCAAAUCCUUAUGUCUCUUCAUGCAAUCCCAGACAGACUCGAUGUUGAGAUCAAAAAUGAAAUUUCUGCUUUGAAAUCUUUGUCUGGGAGAGACCUUGCUGAUGCAGUAUAACAACCUUGUGUCUUGUUGCUGUGCUCAGUGUUGCCAUGGUGUAUGACCUGUGACAUGAAACUGUCUUCUACAACCUCACCUUGAUAGUGUAGAGUUCGGCUGCGCCUCACCCAGUUUAAAGCCUCCUACACAGCUGUUUCUGUUUCAGUUAAUGACUGGGUUUCAACCUACAUGUUCAAAUUGAUGAUCAUUAGCACCUGUUUGGUAUAAUUGGUUGAUCGUACACCUGACUAUAAUCCUACAAAAUCCCUGACUUUGUGCAAGUGUACCUAUAAGAAUUGAUGCUGGUUUGAAGGCAAAGGGUAGUAAUACCAAAUAUUGAUUUGAUUUAGAUUUUUCUUUUGUUCGCUCACUUUGUAUUUUGUAAAUUGAUAAAAAUAAACUAUUAUUAUUUAUAUUUUUGAAAGCAUUCUUAGUUUACAGCAUUUUUUCACACCUGCUUUAAACUUUCGCACAGUACUGUGUAUGUAUAUAUAUAUAUAUAUAUAUAUAUAUUUAUACUUUUUUUUUUUUCAACUGAUUUUAAUUUCACAAAUGAUACAGAGAACAUUCCACUGUUUUGCACACAAAAACAUGCAAGAAAUAAACCCAUUCUCAAAGGUUUUACCUGGCUGUGUGUUUCUCCCACCUAAACAGGCGCAACACGACUAAUAGAAAGGUCGGAGAGAUGUGAGGCGAACAGCCACAUAGUCCUGAGAGGAGGUGUAAUCCAGUAAAAUAUGAAAACACCUGUGUGGGUGAAUCAUGAGUGUGUAGGAUCGUCACAGCUUUAUUUCUUAUCACCAUUAAAUCAACGGCUCAUUCAAACGCACCCCUCGUUCUGCCGGCAAAUUAUACACAAUAUAUAGUGAGUAGUGAGUGAACUGUAAUGCCAUAGUAUAAUGAUUAUAUAGUAAAUUUUGCAUAUGGAUGCCAGUGGUCAUGAUAGUAUGUGUUUUUAAAAUAGGCCUUUUUCAUAGACAUAAAGUACGUUACCAAGUUUAUAGACAGGGUUGUGGAUUGUAGAUGAAACAGUAGAGGGCAUCAUUUAUCUAAGUAACACUGAAGCGCUUCUCUGUGUGCAAAUCAAUAGUAUCUACAAUAUCGUGUUCUCAGUAUUUACAGUACAUGAAUAUGAGUCAUUCAAAAUAUCUGUAAUAUAUAUGUGAAUAUUAUUAUAGUAAGUAUCAAAGCAAAGUAACAAACGUGCAUUUACUCAAAUACAUUAUUCCAUUACAUUUAGCUAUUCUUUUUUUUUUAAAAAGGUAAUUUAGUAUUAAAAGAAACAGAAACAUAUUUUAUGAUCUGCAAAGGCCCUGCAGGAAAUUCCAAAUUUUGUAGCUCAUAAUGUUGUGUUGGGUGGUAAUUUGAAUAGGCACCGUGUAGUCGGUGUGUUUUUUUUUAACUCACAAUGUGUAGAGUCUUCCUUUUAUUUUUGCAGUAGGCCUGUCAUUCACAUUAUUCUGCUGCAGUAAGUUUUUGUUUGCUUAAAAAUGAGACAAUCCUGAUGAAAACCGCUGUGGUCCAUUUAGCUUCAGCCCCUUUAUCUAUGUGCCAGAUCUGUGGGAUCUCUGAGUAUGUUUGCAUGCACCCUACUAUCCUGGUUUUGAGGCUUUUAUUGAGUGUGUUUUUUUAAUUUUUUUAUUUGUUUUCAUCAUAUUAGAAAUGUGAGGGGUACUCAGAACAUAAAGAGACUUGGAUUGGUUUCUGGUUGCCAGGUCUUUGCUGCAUUUACCACCAAUUUGAUAAAAUGUAUCCUCCAUGUGACCUUUGUAUUCAAAGGCAUGGACAACAAUGAAUGGCAAUGAUAAGAUAUAAGGCAACAUCAAAAUAUGUGCAAAAAUGUAAAACAGAAAACAGAAUUAAACUUGUAAGAUCAAAUUAUAAAAUAAAAGAAACAUAGAAUAUUAAGUCCACUAAGAGCAAAAAAAGGCUAUUGAAAACAUGCAUGUCUUGUGUUUUGUCUUAAAAGUGUCAAUGGGGGUUGAACAUUUCAUUGAUUAUCUAAGAGGCCUAGAAUAGAGGAGUGACAGAAUUGUUUAGGGGUGCCAACCCAAGUAUGGCUUUAAAAACAAAUACAAGAACCAUGAAACUGAGCCUGUUUUUGACAGCCAGUGCAGACGCUGCACUGGCUGAAGAGUAUGGAGUAAAAAGUACAGUGUUCCCCUCUGACAUGUAGUGGAGGAGAAGUUUAUAAUAGCACAAAAUGGAAAUAUGGAAUUAAAUGGAAGUAAAGUACAAGUAAGUUGAAGUUGUACUUAAGUAGAGUACUGAGUAAAUGUACAGUACUUCAGCUGAAGUGGUCCUGUUUGCAUAUUUGGGUUUGUGAAUCUGACAAAUAUGAUCCAGGUUCACAGUGCACAUGUGCCACUGUGGCUUUUUUUGAUUCUACCACUAGGUGGUGCCAAAGUUUUCAAAUCUUACACACAAUGUGCUGUAAACACGUGAUUAAACAUUCUACUUGGAGUGACCUUAAAAUAAAACUUUUCUUGAAAAGAAUUUGACAAGAAAUGACAUGAAUUAAUAUUGAUGGGGAAUUUGAGGCACUGUGUGGAGAGUUCUCAUGUUCCUCUCAUCUGUACGUGGGAUCGUGCUCCAUGUGUUUCAUCCGACAGGUCAUAGAGUCCACCUCAGGUGAAUGAAUGCCUGAAUGUGUCCCAUGUAGAGGCAGGACUGUACAUGUCAGUAUAUCUGAUUGGUUUGCUUGUAAGGCAAAGAACUCUCAGAAAAAGCUUUGUGAUAUUUCAUUUUAAGCCACUGUGAGCUUUUACACACAAGGAUGCUUUGUUAAACAUGUCAAUUUAUAUUCUAGGAGAGGCCCUUUGGCAGUCAUAGGGGCUGACGUACAUGUGAUGUCCAUAUAUAGCAAGAAAGCUCAAAUGAAUCAGAAUCAGUAUUUUAACAGGCUUCCCACUAUGCAUUGUU